CCAAGCCAAGGGCUUGUAAAUUUCAAGCCUUGUGUCAGUUUCAGCCGGGAGUCCGGAGAGCAUAGUAAACCCACGGGCUGGAAACGGCGACAACUCUCUUUGAUUUUGUCUUUGUACAUCGUGUUUUUUUUUGUGUUUAAAAAAGGAAGAUUAAGGUAACGAGGAAAGCCGGAGAGACGGAGUCAAAGCACGUUCAAGUGAAGCUGAAGAGAGAGAGAAAGCAGGAACAUAUUAAAACCCCUGCCUGUGUGUAUCUAUAAACGCGGAAAGGAAGAGAAAACGAUCUGUACAGUCAUUAAAGGAGCCGGAUUAUAGGGUUGGAUUAAUCUAUCCAAAAGCCAAGGAAGGAACAACAGAACGCUUGGGUUAUAUUUCAAUGGAUACAUAUUCUUGGCUACAUUUUCUCUACUUUGUAUCGGUGGGUUACAAUGCAUGAUUGUAUCUCCGAGGAGCUGCACUAACCCAUCCCCAUCCUCCGCUUAUAUAUAUAUUUAAUUCAGUGUUCAUCAAACCAUUUUUCCCGAUCUCUUAUCCUUUUAUUUGAAAAAGAAAGGAGGUGGCGUAUGCUACAGCUCUGUGCGGCUGUUACUGUGUUGCUAUCGAGAACAGGCUGGAUUCAUGUUUUGCGGAUAUGUCUUUGCUGUAUCUGGCUGGAUUUUAGCACAUUUCUCUCUGGCGGAUUUCCAUCUCGCAUGUUCAGGACGAAACGAUCGGGUCUGGUCCGGCGACUUUGGAGAAGCCGCACGCUGGGAGAGGCAGACGGGCAGACGGACAGCGAGGGCGAUGCAAACCGCGGAGGAGGAGGAGGAGGGGGAGGCGGCGGCGGUGGAUGUUGCGGGGGUAAAGGGUCCAAAUACACGAACUCCGACCCAGAAUUGAAAACCCUAACUCACUCGCUGCUAAAGAAACUCAAGGAGAAACAAUUGGAAUUAUUGCUUCAAGCAGUCGAUAGUAAAGGAGGAGCCCGGACCGGCUGCCUUCUCUUACCCAAGAUGAUUGAGCCGAAACUCAGCAAACAAACUUACUCCCUACCGGUACUGAUAUGUAAAGUCUUCCGCUGGCCUGACCUGAGAAACUCUUCGGAAUUGAAAAGACUUUAUUGUUGUGAAUCUUACGGAACCAGCAACCCGGAUUCGGUCUGUUGUAACCCACACCACCUCAGCAGGCUCUGUGAAUUCGACUCACCCCCGCCUCCUUAUUCCAGACUUCCAAUGGACUCAAUUAAACAGCCCGCAGUUUUGCCAGACUCGGUGUCUCUCUCAGCUGAAACUGGGGGCUCUCGUUAUAUGGCCCCUGGGGGGCUUUCAGAAUCGCGAAUAAGUCAGGAGCUGGGAAGUCAAUCGCACUGGUGCGUUGUUGCAUACUGGGAGGAGAGGACGCGAGUGGGACGUCUCUACACUGUCCAGGAACCCUCCCUGGAUAUUUUCUAUGAUCUACCUCACGGGAAUGGUUUCUGCCUUGGACAGUUGAACUCUGACAACAAAAGCCAAUUGGUGACCAAAGUGCGGAGUAAAAUCGGUUACGGAAUUCAGCUGAGCAAAGAGCCAGACGGUGUGUGGGUCUACAAUCGCAGCAACUACCCAAUCUUCAUUAAGUCGGUCACACUGGACAACCCAGACUCCAGGACGUUACUGGUGCACAAAGUAUUCCCGGGCUAUUCCAUCAAGGCUUUCGACUACGAGAAGUCUUACACCUUGCAGAGACCCAACGACCAUGAUUUCACGCACGAGCCAUGGUCCGGGUUCAGUGUUCAGAUUAGUUUUGUAAAAGGCUGGGGCCAAUGUUACACAAGACAGUUCAUAACCAGCUGCCCUUGUUGGCUGGAGGUGUUCCUCGAUAGUCGAUAGAGCAGUGUUAUUAAAGGAGAGAUGCUUUCAAUGAAAAGUAAUGAGAUUUAAUAAAAGAAAAGUGUAUUUUAUGUUAUAUAUAAAUAUAUUAUAUUACUUGUAAAUAUGAAGACAUUUUAUAGCAUUAUUUAUGUAUUGUGCAAUGUGUAAACCAGACAAUUAAAAAUGCACUUUGCUUAAUAUAAAUGCAAAUAAGAUGAAAACGCCAAAAUUUAAAUAACACAAAUUGGUGUUCUUAUGGGUGCUGAAACCAAGAAGAAUGUUUUUUUUUAAAAUAGAGGAGUUUAUGUUCAAGUGGAAAAAUAAAAUUGUAC
This is a messenger RNA of Mobula hypostoma (lesser devil ray), 2161 nucleotides long. It is a transcript of the gene smad7, whose product is annotated as SMAD family member 7. The transcript is spliced from 4 exons. Bases 564 to 1847 code for a protein of 427 amino acids. Lineage: Eukaryota; Metazoa; Chordata; Chondrichthyes; Myliobatiformes; Myliobatidae. Gene Ontology annotation, cellular component: heteromeric SMAD protein complex. The record is from RefSeq and is a predicted model, not a curated record. Gene Ontology annotation, molecular function: transcription regulator inhibitor activity; I-SMAD binding. Gene Ontology annotation, biological process: cell differentiation; SMAD protein signal transduction; regulation of transcription by RNA polymerase II.